Messenger RNA from Gamsiella multidivaricata, 1749 nucleotides. RefSeq lists its product as uncharacterized. The transcript has 4 exons. Gene Ontology annotation, biological process: cellular response to misfolded protein. The record is from RefSeq and is a predicted model, not a curated record. Gene Ontology annotation, molecular function: Hsp70 protein binding. Gene Ontology annotation, cellular component: endoplasmic reticulum membrane. The coding region runs from base 185 to 1609 and encodes 474 amino acids. NCBI's taxonomy places the organism in Eukaryota, Fungi, Mortierellomycota, Mortierellomycetes, Mortierellales, Mortierellaceae.
AGGUUGCCUGGGCUACCAUCUGAAUCGACUCUGACGGCCGCCAUCAUCCCCCCCCUUGACACUUUGACAUUGCUUUCCUCCGCAGGUGGAAAAAAACCAGUUCAGGAGCCCAACCAAAAAUACUUUAAGGACUAAAAGAACCUGCCCAGGAAUCAUCAUCAGUUUACACAGCCUCAUCUGAACAAUGGAAGUGAACAAGGACGAAGCCUUACGAUGUCUGGAGAUUGCUCGGCGCCACCUGAGCUCAGGGAACUAUGCAGCUGCUCGUAAAUUCGGCCUAAAGUCGACCACACUUUUCCCGACUCCGGAGGCAGAAGCCUUCGUAUCGAGGGUGGUCAGUGAAGAGAGCACAGCGGUGCCAGCUUCAGGGGCAUCGUCAGCAUCAGAGGAACCCACACCGCAUAGGACAAAAAGCUCGUCGACUGCAGGGGGUGGAGGACCUUCGGCUAAGGGGACUUCGUCUGCGCGAUCGAAUACGACGCCAUUGAGGUCACGGUCGACGCCUGUGGAUCACAAGCCCGUGGAAAGGGAUUAUACACCAGAACAGGCAGCAGCUGUCAAGGCGGUUCGAUCCUGUGGAGGGGAUUUCUAUAAGAUUCUUGGGGUCAAUAAGAAUGCGACGGAUGCGGAGAUCAAGAAGGCGUAUCGCAAGGUGGCAUUGCAGAUGCAUCCCGACAAGAACGGCGCUCCAGGUGCAGAUGAAGCUUUCAAGAUUGUAUCCAAGGCAUUCACAGUACUCAGCGACCCCCAGAAGCGAGCGAUCUUUGAUCAACAUGGACCAGAAGAUGGCAGGGACUCAAGUGUCAACUACGAUCGUGCAACACCGACAGCACAGCACUUUAGCUACUCACGGCGAGGAGAGGAGAUCUCGCCAGAGGAGUUAUUUAACAUGUUCUUUGGUGGCGGAAGCUUUGGAGGAUCAUUCCACUCGACAUCAUUUGGAGGACCUGGGCAUGGGGGUAGAUCAAGGGCCCAACAAACACAUCACCAUCAACAGCGCCAACAGCACUAUCGCCAGCAACAUCAACAACAGCGCCAACAGCGUGCCAAUGCAACCGCUAAUGCCGGUUUGGGGAGCAGCUUUGGCAGCGUGAUCCAGCUGUUACCAUUGAUCAUCCUCAUCCUCGUAACUAUGAGCUCGGGCUUCUUCUCUUCGGACUCGUCGUCUUCAUCAUCGCAAUCGAGCUCGAUCCUAAACGACUUUUCGUUGCGUCCAAGGGAUACUUAUACGACCGCUCGACACACGGGUUUCAGGAACGUGCCUUAUUUCGUCAAUGAAGUGCGGUUCAUGAACACAUAUUUUCCAGGACAGCAGUUUGAGUUCAAGUCAUCGGGCGCACGGCAGAUCAAUGUGAAGGCGGAUCAUGUCACACUACAGGGUCGGAGAGUCGGGCCAUUGUUCAAGCGGAUGGAAGAUAAUGUGGAGGUCGCCUAUCUAAGGGAGAUGCAGAAUAGAUGCAAGGAGGAGAAGCGGAGGAAGGAUACUGCGCUGAAUAAGGCGAUGGGGUUCUGGGGUCCGGACCGAAAGCUGUGGAAGGAGGCACAGCGCAUGACGACGCCGAGUUGUGAUGUCGUCAAGGAGAAGUAUGGGAAACAGUAUGUUCGUUGAAGGCGGGACGGUCCUCUGAGGCGAUUGACCAACAUACCAGGGAGCUCUCUCGAAUAAAAAGGCCAUGUAAUUUAUGCGGAAGAAAGAGCUUACUCUUCACAAGUCGUCAGGUGAUGGCCAAAAGAGUCUUAAGGCAUGUG